Molecule: messenger RNA, 6778 nt
Organism: Meleagris gallopavo (turkey)
Lineage: Eukaryota; Metazoa; Chordata; Aves; Galliformes; Phasianidae
Gene: SHOC2
Product: SHOC2 leucine rich repeat scaffold protein
Cellular component (GO): cytoplasm
Molecular function (GO): protein binding
Source: RefSeq, a predicted model, not a curated record
UUUCUCUUCACGUGCUCCUAGUUCAUACACAGAAAUGAUUUCCUCUGAAGAUUCCUGUGUGUGUUCCUUUUAGGAAAGCCUUGGAUUCAUUGUUCCUUGGCUGUGGCUUUCUAGAAAUGUGUGUUUCUGCAUAGUGAUCGUUGCUUGUCACCGUGGCCAGCUGCUCCCAGUGCCGUGUAGUGCCAGUGAAAUAGGUGGAUGCAUGUGCUUUGAUGCAUACGUAAUGCUCGUGCAUGUUAAUUGUGUAAAAGUAUCCCCUGUUUGUUCUGCUGCGAGGGAUCGGAGUGAUCUGCACUUGACAAGGCUGAGGAAGCUGUGGAAAUAACUGCACUCCCUUUUGGGAGGAUUUUGCUGGGCGAUGAGGAGAUGAAACUGAACGAAACGAUUUCACGUGUUUCUAUCGCGUCGCUGUACGGAAUUUGGAAGUACUAAUACGGAGCGCUUGACCUUCUAAUCUCUAGCAGCUGAAUCUCCUGAGACCAGGAUUAGGAAAAGAGUGCCUUCGGAACCAAUAUGUAGCAAAUGGGUAUCGCACCUCUGAAGCUCCUCCCUUGGUUCAACACUUGCAUGUUUUAAGGAUCCUUGUAGCCACAACAGUGAAUUGCUCUUGUUAACUUCAGAAGUGGAUUUCAUGUGGUGCUUGCUAAGUGUUGAAUCACCAUGAGUAGUAAUCUAGGAAAAGAAAAGGACUGUAAAGAGAAGGAUCCAAAAGUCCCGUCGUCAAAAGAAAGGGAGAAGGAGGCCAAAGCCUCUGGAGGAUUUGGGAAAGAAAGCAAAGAGAAGGAGCCCAAGACCAAAGGGAAAGAUGCCAAAGAUGGAAAGAAAGACUCCAGUAGCACGCAGCCUGGGGUGGCUUUUUCAGUGGACAAUACAAUAAAAAGACCUAAUCCAGCCACAGGUACCCGCAAAAAAUCCAGCAAUGCUGAAGUGAUCAAAGAGCUAAAUAAAUGCCGGGAAGAGAAUUCAAUGCGCUUGGACUUGUCCAAGAGGUCUAUACACAUGCUUCCAUCAGCUGUCAAAGAGUUAACGCAGUUAACAGAACUUUAUUUAUACAGUAACAAACUGCAGUCUCUACCGGCAGAGGUGGGCUGUCUUGUGAACCUGAUGACACUGGCCCUGAGUGAGAAUUCACUCACCAGUUUGCCUGACUCUCUUGAUAACUUGAAGAAACUGCGCAUGCUUGACCUGCGGCAUAACAAACUGAGAGAGAUUCCUUCGGUGGUGUACAGACUGACUUCUCUCGCCACUCUUUACCUACGCUUUAAUCGUAUAACUACUGUGGAAAAGGAUAUCAAAAACUUGUCAAAACUCACCAUGCUUAGCAUACGAGAGAACAAAAUCAAGCAACUACCUGCUGAAAUUGGUGAGCUGUGUAACCUCAUAACGCUGGAUGUAGCGCACAAUCAGCUUGAACAUCUUCCAGAAGAGAUUGGAAGUUGCACGCAGAUCACCAACCUUGACUUGCAGCACAAUGAGCUCUUGGACCUGCCAGAAACCAUAGGAAAUCUAUCCAGUUUAAGUCGUCUUGGCCUGAGGUACAAUAGGCUGUCAGCAAUUCCGAAGUCUUUAGCAAAAUGCAGUGAACUUGAUGAACUGAACCUGGAGAACAACAAUAUUUCUACUUUACCAGAGGGUCUUUUAUCCAGCCUUGUCAAGCUGACUAGUUUAACGCUGGCCAGGAACUGCUUCCAGUCCUAUCCUGUGGGUGGCCCGUCCCAGUUCUCCACAAUCUACUCUCUCAACAUGGAGCACAACCGCAUCAAUAAAAUCCCCUUUGGAAUUUUCUCUAGAGCUAAAGUAUUAAGUAAGCUGAACAUGAAGGACAAUCAGCUGACCUCUCUCCCCUUGGACUUUGGGACUUGGACUAGUAUGGUAGAACUGAACUUAGCAACCAACCAACUCACAAAGAUCCCUGAGGAUGUGUCUGGGCUUGUUUCUCUUGAGGUUCUUAUAUUGUCAAAUAAUCUCCUAAAAAAACUUCCCCAUGGAAUUGGAAAUCUCCGGAAACUCCGAGAGCUAGACCUAGAGGAAAACAAACUGGAAUCCUUGCCAAAUGAAAUAGCUUACCUCAAGGAUCUGCAGAAAUUGGUUCUGACUAAUAAUCAGUUGACCACCCUUCCCAGAGGUAUCGGUCACCUUACCAAUCUGACUCACCUUGGGCUUGGAGAGAAUCUUCUCACACACCUUCCUGAGGAAAUUGGUACACUGGAGAAUCUGGAAGAACUGUAUUUGAAUGACAACCCCAAUCUGCACAGCCUUCCCUUUGAGCUGGCUCUUUGCAGCAAACUGUCAAUAAUGAGUAUUGAGAACUGCCCACUCAGCCACCUUCCGCCUCAGAUUGUUGCAGGAGGACCCUCUUUCAUCAUUCAGUUCCUAAAGAUGCAGGGACCAUACCGUGCCAUGGUCUGAUGCUAAUCGGAUUGUCCAAUACACUGUACAAAAAUACAAACUGCAUUAAUGUUUUAAUUGUCUGCAUAUGUAUAUAUAAUAUAAUAUAUGUGGUUUAUAUUAUAUUAUAUAUAUAUAAAUAUAUAAAUAAUAUAAAACGGCAAAUUUAAGACUGCAUUAUGUGUUUCUGCUAAUAGAGGAAUCAUAGCCAUUUAGAUUUUUUUUUUUUAUCUGUAAAAAUGCUUGUCUAAGUUUUCUUUGCUGAAUUUGAUGGAAGUUGAGUAACCUGGACAUGCCAGUUCAUUUAAAGCAAUUGCCAAUGAACUCAAAGUUAAAUUUAAGGGACAAAGAUAGUUUUGCUUAGAUUUACUUUCAGUUAAGAGAAACAUAUAACCUUUAUAUAAUGAACUUUUCUGUUUUAAUCCCUCUUUUUUUUUUUGUGUGUGUCAAAACCUGAAAGGGUCACGUGUCCUGAGGUUGGGAUUUUCUUUUAACUUAUUUUGAGAUUUGAAGCAAAUGGUGUUUUUAUAUUGUUUACAGUCAGAGUAAAUCACUGGAUUUUGUUUUAUUUUGAUUUGCUCUGUUUUAAUCAAUCAUAUCUAGAAUUUAUAUGCCUCUGCUGAUGAAUUUUUAUCAACCGGUUUGUAUAGUAAAGACAUACUCAUCAGAACAACUGGCAGGUGAAAAGGAUGCAGUCAAAACAAAAGGAGAAAAAAAAAAAAAAAAAAAAGCUUGAAUUCUUUUAAGUCUUGCUUCCCUGAAUUAUCAGUUGCAGGCAUAACAUAUCUGAACUGAGCCUUUUGCGAUUGGUCUUUUCUAGCACAAGUAAACCUUUUCAGAUUGGUGAAAACACGGAGUGUACUCAGCGAGAAGCGGUUUUCUUUUUUGUGAAGUAACGACUCCACGAGGUCUAACAGUACAGUUAAGUGGCAAAAAUAAUAUAUAUGUACACUUUUAUUACAGUGUUGAGUCAUAAACUACAACAGGCAAUUUUAAGGAUUCCUUAUAGUCCUUGUACAAUAAAUGAAUGUGUCUUACUUUUGAACACUGCAAUAUAUGUAAGUUUUAAAGUUGGUAACAAUGUACUAUGGUUUUAUAUCUUGACUUGCCUUGUACCUCCUUCCAUUAUGGAACUUCUGUGUCCAAGCACAAUAUCUUCACACUGUGCUGUUUUGCUGCUGAACUAAAUGCACUUUUCCCCACAGCUGGGGCACUUGCUUCAAAAUAUUCAGUUCAGUAUCUUGAUGAUUUCUUUUUUUUUUUUAACUUUCAUCCUAUCUGUUUCAGUAUUAAACCGAUCUAUUAAAAAAGAGGCACCUUUUUCAUUUGUGCAUCGCUGUCGAUAGCUCGAGAGAAACACUGUGAGUAGAAGACAUUCAGUUUUACUGCAACUUCCUUGGUUGCUCACAGGGCAGAAGACACUUCAGGGAAACGUAUGCUGUUGCUGCACUUGCAGGGCCAGUUGCCCUUUUCCAGGAGGGCAGGAGCUCGAGGCGGUUGCAUUCCACCAUUCCACGUUUAGUAAAGAGCUGUCCAGUUCAUACUCGCUGGAGUUGCUGCUGGGGUAGUGUGGUUUAGAGGACUUUGAACAAAAUCAAAUCAGCUGAUGCUAUGAGAAAUGUAUUUCAUGCGCAGAAGCUUGGGGGAAUGUUAUUUCUGGCUUUCAGGCAUGCUUACUUACAUGUAUUGCCUUGAUCUAGUUUUGCUUUUUUUUUUUUUUUUUUUUUUUUCCCCAGCACUGCAUUCUGUUUUGUCUUAUGUCUUUUCAUUAACAAGGAGUAAGUUUUAAAUGGAAGGCAGGUGGAGAUAUAAAACCUUAGAGGGCUUAAAUGUGCUGUAAAACUAUUGUAGAUGUCACUGGAUUUUACUAAGUAAUAUUCUUUUCUUUCUCACACAAUCACUCUCUGCCCCCACCUCUUCCCCUCUUCCCCCUUGUUUCUUUUUUACAUCUACUGUAGCUUUUCAGUUUAGAAUUUAGUUUAUAAAAGGCUAUUUUCGUACAGUUCUGCCUGAAGUUAAUCUUUCUCAGCAUUAAGGUGUUAAAAUAUGAAGAUGCUGCGAGAUGCAUAAUUUCAAGACUGUAAUCUAACUUUGGAAUAUACUUCUAAACCCACAUUUGUGCCCUCGGGUCACUGGGGGAAAAUGGAUUGAUGAAUAUGGUUCUUUGAAACAAAAGUGGCGACCCCUUGUGUUGUCAGGCAUCUUGGUCUCAUUCCAUGUCUGCUCCUCAAUCUCAUUUUUAUAAGAGCUGACAGGAUUAAAUUUGCUUAGUUUGUAAAUACGUCAGUUAUUCACCUUGUUAAGGUACAUGGUUCAUGACUGUAUGAUUGCAGCUCACCCUCUUUCACAUAAAUUCUUGUGGAUGGGUUGGCUACCGAAAUAGUGCUCGUUACACUCGCUUAAAAACAAAGUAUUCUUUUCAUUACACUUAUAGGGAUAAAUAAAGCUAUGUUUUAAUUCAUUACUAUAUUAAAAACAGGAUAUUUUUUCAAACUCUUUGUAUCAGUAUGGUUGUUGCAACGCCAGAUAAUCCCGAGCCCUGUUUUAGAAGUUUAAUUUUAUGCAUUCUGAAGGGAAAAUUUGAAAUGUUCUUUAAAAUUGUCCCAAAGUUUAGACAUUAACCAUAUGGAAUGGAUUGGGAGUAGGCACACAUAAGUCUCCAUAUGUGCACACAUGGAUUUAUUUCCAGAUCUAUUGAUAGAGCCAUACAGAUCCAGCUGUUCUGAUCAUAACAGACUUCUACAUUUGCCACGAUGCUGGCUUGUUAACUGGUGUGGUUUCUAAAUGGCAUUUAAUGCCUGAUGACACUGGGCACAUGCUGGUUUAUUUCAAUGUGUUUAAAUAUUUUGUUGGGCCUAAUCAAUUAAAAUAUGAACGGAAAUAACUUCAUCCUGACAAGUGUAUGUAUGCAUACAUACAUGUAUAUAUGUAUCUAUGUUUGUGUGAAAGCAUUGACAGAGUGGUGAAAUGAACUCUUAGGGCUUCUUCCAAAGCAGAACGCAGAAACAGGUCAUUCCCAAAUACUCAUAUUUUUGUCUGCCUUGUCCUACUGUUAUCUCCCAAAUAAUUUACAGGGGUAAAACGUGACAAUCUUUACUUUGGGUGAAAAUAAUGACCUUUAUAUCUGUUUUGAAUGUCUCCCUGCAAUGUACAUAAAAAUAUGUGCAUAUACAUAUGCUCUAUAAAGACACUGUCCUGAAUCAUGCCUUGACAUAGCAGAAGCUGAAUUGCUGUACUUACAGACUACACAGUGUUAUGGAAAUUUGGUAAGGCAUAAAACAGAUUAGGGAUGUGUUAAAUAACAAAGAGAGGGUUUUAUUGCCAUUAUGACUCAUUUUGGUUGCAUUGCAUUUAAAUUUGCUAAAUAGAAAGCUGUUAUUCCCUGCAAAAAUGUUUUCUUUAAGUUCAGAUAGUAUUACAUAGAACCAUUACAGUUCUGUCUCUUCUUGUCCCGUAUUUAACUUCCUAAACAAAUUUUCUAGUCUAAAUGCAGCAGAAGGGCUGCGUGUAAAGCUGGGCCACGAAGCUGUAUGAUUGGCACUUUGUAGUUUGUCAGAUGCUAUUGGAGACUUCUAAAUUCAUACGCCUCUUUUUGGAAAGAGAUUUAUGCUGUAAAAUAUUUGCUUCAGUGCCUCUUUUUGGUUUAGGUUUUCCCUGCAGUUUGUCCAUCUUUUGCUGAUGUUGUGUGAGAAAGUGCAUGUUCAGACUUCUUGAAGGUCGUGUUUGUACAUGAUUUAGUAAAGUAGUACUCAAACUGUCUGGCUGGUUAGCACUUAAACCCGUUGUAUCACGUGAAAUUCAAGUAUCAUCUCUGAUCCUGGGAGUUGGAAAAAUAGCUUUUAUUUAAAAAUCACAGAGCUUUAUCAGAGUGUUUUUUGUUUUGUUUUGUUUUGAAUUUAAAUUUCUGAAUCAGUACAGACUUAGCUGGAGAAUCUUCAUAUCUGGAUUCAACUAAGAACUUUCGUAUGGUCAAAUCACACCUCAGUUGUAUCCAAUUGGCAUGCUGAGAAUAGCUUCUAAUUAGAUGUGCAGUUGGCAGUAAUUUGCGCAACACAAACUUCAAGGCACGGUGAGGACAAUUACAAACAACCGAUAGUAUCUACAAGUCGUUUUUGUUUUUAUGCUGACGAAGGUCAGAAAAUGAUGUUUAAUAUUCUGAUGUUUAGGUCUUAACCAGGACUGCACAGGACUUUUACUGUGGAAAAAUACCAGACCACGCUAAUUUUGUGGUUAAAAAGCUAAACAAGAGUGUAAACAGUCUACAAAAAUGUACUUUUAAUCUGAAUUAUUGUAAUGUUGAUUGUUAUGUCUAUAUAAAAGAUUGCCUUGCUUUUUUAUAAGAGUCAUUCUGUAUCAAUGCAUUCAUUAUAAAUAGUAUAUUUGUAAAUGA